ACGCUUCGGCAAACUCCGCUGCUGUUCCUUCAAUAGGAGAGUAGUAGCCUAGCCUAUGAAGAGCGGAAGAAACGCGAGGGAGAAAUAACACCGAGAGAGAAACAGACGGAGCGGCACAAAGGAGAGAGGAGAGUGUUGUGCGAGAGGGCGAUAUAGAGGGAGAUGAGAGGAGAUGCAGGCAGUGGCCUAGAUGUGCGAAUAGCCAAGAGUUGCUCUUUCUGGUUCACUGGAUGGAGGCUGCUCCCGCGCAGGGAGGACUAUAGAAAAUAUGGGGAUGUUUUACGCGGUUUGUUGAAGUCUACACAGUGAACCGUUACUUUUUUUCCAGUAGGUUUGUUCGUUCAUUCGUGUUCUGUAUUUUUACGAAGCCUACAUUGUGUGUUUUGGGGAGAAAUGGGUCAAUAAUUUGGAAGCGCCCAUGCAGUAGCGCACAGUCCCACACACUGCCGCGCGUCUCUGUCAAACAUGGUAUGAAAAUGCACUGAGCCUUUUACAUUUACACACGGCAAAUAUAUAGUUCACGCCGCUUCCUUCGCUCCCCCCAAUGUGAUGGCGAUGGAAGUGGAAGCUGACAGCGGCAGAGGUAUAUCAAGGAGCGCUCAUGAGAAAUGCCCGCGGGCUGUGGAGCGCAACGGCUAUGUGAAAACAUGUGUCACCCCUCUGUAUCAGGACGCAGGCUGCCAGUCUUGGCUGAGACUCGCAGAAAUAUGGAGUUCCCGGAGACUGUCGUCCGCAGUGUGUGUGGGCUCUGUAUCGGUUAUUCUCGCUUUGCUGGUCAGACUGGUUGACUGGGACGUGGAGCAGCAGAGUUGCGGCAGUAACAGCGAGAAUAACCGCGAGUCGGGAUCUCUAGUUCAUUUCGUGGCGAGCUGUGUGCUGGAACUGUUGUUGAACAUAUGGUACCUGGUGUCCCCUGUCUUCACUCUCGUAUGUGCCUUCUUUUGGGUUGGCUUGUACCUGAUCCGUUGCGGGGUGCUGAUUCGGACCGCCGUGUUUCUGUUGGCAGUGUGUCACUUGGGCGAAGCCGCGGCGCAGUCUCUCCUACACGGUGCGGAGGACCAGUUGCUGUCGUUUACCGCCACCGUGGUGGUUCUGUCCUGUCUAGCCAGCGGGGCGCUGAUGGUGGUCAGGCUCGGACAGGGGGUUUCCGUCAUCGUCUUCAUCAGCAUCAUCAGGACUGUGUCUCUCAUCUCCCUCAACAAGGUCCGGGCCAGCUGGAGACCCUACCUGGCGUACCUGGUAGGAGUGCUGGGGGUCCUGCUAGCGAGGUAUGCUGACCGGCUCCUGACAGGCUCAGGGCCACUCGGGGCGGGUUGUUGCUACGUGACAGCUGGGAAGGAAGAUAAUAUCAUUCCCGUGUUUAAAAGGCGACGGAGGUCCAGUUCGGUGGUCUCUUCAGAGAUGGCGCACAGUCACAGCAACAGCAAGUCCCACCGAAGGACCUCGCUCCCAUGCAUUCCACGGGAACAGAUGAUCUCACAGACUGAAUGGGACCACAAGAGGAGUGCCCGGGGAUCCCAGUCAUCGGGCACCAGUGUGUUGGUGGACAUAGCGGUGAUGGGGGAAGCCCAUGGAUUGAUCUCAGACCUGCUGGCAGACCCCUCUCUGCCCCCCAACACCUGCAGUUCCCUGCGGGCUGUCAGUAACCUGCUCAGUACCCAGAUCAGUUUGCAGCCGCUGCACCGGCCUCGAAUCAGCCCUCUGCAGGCACUCAGCGACACACACACCUGCUCCGACUCCGAAGACUGGCCAGAGAGAGAGAAACUGGCCAUCCCAAAGCGUCUGAGACGGAGCCUGCCUCCAGGCCUGCUGAGAAGGAUCUCCUCUACAUGGACCACCACCACCUCAGCUACAGGUCUUCCCACCAUAGAACCAGGACCUGUACGCAGAGACCGCUCUGCCAGCAUCAAACCCCUCCACGACAGUCCACCAUGCAGCAUGGGGAACAGUGAGUCGUGGAACAGCUCUGUAAUGCUCACCAUCUCGAAGAGUCGCUCCAUGUCUGCCUCCUACUCUGCUUCAGCCACCUCCAACCACCUCUACAGCAGACGCAUGACCAGACCAGGUUACCCCUCUUCCAACAUAUCACCUCUGGCCUCUCCCUGCCACUCCCCUCCAGUUCAGGGGACCCCUGUCUCCAGCCCCACCACCAAGUCCUGCCCUGUGGACCUACCAGAGCCUGUGGACAGCCAGGGAGAGAGGCCUGUGGGCCCCCAGACCCCACACAGAGCCUUAACACACAGCAUCAGUGCACCUAGCUCCACCACACCGCACUGGGGGCCACCAUCUUUCUGCAGCAGCUGUGGCAGACCGUACAGCAGGCUGAGCCAUGGGGAGGGGUCUAUGGACAAAGGGGACAGAAUACCCCACCCUGAUGACCCGGCAGUGGCAUCGUCAGACUAUGAGAGCACCUACGAGACCAACCACAGUGACAGCAGUGACUUUGCACAGAACGAGGACGACGGGGAGGGGGCCAAGAAGCCCUCGGACACCCAGGACGGGUGUAGGUCGUACCAGCCUGAGGGCAUCGUCCUGCACCCCCUACUGCCACCUCCGGAGGACACACAGCCCAUCCUGGCCCCAGAGCCUCUGGUAAUGCCAGAGCUGGAUCCUCUGAUGACUCAACUCAACAACUGGAACUUCCCCAUUUUCAACCUGGUGGAGAAAACACACGGCCGCUCAGGAUGCAUCCUCAGCCAGGUUUCCUACCGCCUGUUCGAGGACACGGGACUGUUUGAGACGUUCAAGAUCCCUGUCAGGGAGUUCAUGAACUAUUUCCAUGCUCUGGAGAACGGAUACAGGGACAUCCCAUACCACAACAGGAUCCAUGCCACUGACGUGCUCCACGCCGUGUGGUACCUCACCACCCAGGCCGUGCCAGGCCUGCCCAACCUCCUCACAGACCACAGCUCAGACUCUGACUCGGACAGUGGGCUCCUCAACCCCAGCCAUCCCAGCCAUAUAGGCCAUACAGGGUUCCUGGUCUCUAAGAUGUCUGCGGUGAUGGAGGAGGGUUAUGGAUGUCUGUCUGGCCUCAUCCCAUCCCUGGAGCUCAUGGCUCUGUAUGUGGCUGCAGCCAUGCAUGACUACGACCACCCUGGACGGACCAACGCCUUCCUCGUGGCGACUAGCGCUCCUCAGGCCGUGCUAUAUAACGAUCGCUCGGUGUUAGAGAACCACCACGCUGCGUCGGCCUGGAACCUGUUCAUGUCCCGGCCAGAGUACAACUUCCUGGGCAACCUGGAGCAUGUGGAGUUCAAACGCUUCCGCUUCCUGGUCAUCGAGGCCAUCCUCGCCACCGACCUCAAGAAACACUUUGACUUCCUGGCAGAGUUCAACGCCAAGGUGGGUGAUGAUGGCUGCUCGGGCAUCGACUGGUCCAAUGAGAACGACCGGUUGCUGGUGUGUCAGAUGUGCAUCAAACUGGCGGACAUCAACGGCCCACUGAAACACAAGGACCUGCAUCUACAGUGGACCGAGGGCAUCGUCAAUGAGUUCUAUGAACAGGGCGAUGAGGAGUCGAGUCUGGGCCUUCCCAUCAGCCCCUUCAUGGACCGCUCUGCGCCACAGCUCGCCAAACUGCAGGAGUCCUUCAUCACGCACAUCGUGGGUCCGCUCUGUUCCUCCUACGACUCCGCCGCCCUCAUGCCGGGGAACUGGGUUGACCCCGCCGACGCACGGAGGAAGGAGGUCGAGGAGGAAGAGGAGGUGGGGGAACGAGAAACAGAGGAGGAAGAGGAGGAUACAGCAGAGGAGGAUGAGUCGACUAGCUCUGAGAGUUCCCAGAAGCACGUGGUGAAACUUACGGAGAGCAGGAGGAGAGUGUUCUGUCCCAUCACUCAGCACCUUCUGGACAACCACGAAAUGUGGAAGAGAGUCAUUGCCUCCGAAACCCAGGACACGCCGGACAGAGAGGCGCCUAACUGCCUCAGCAACCCCGCCGAGCCAAUCACAGCCAUCCACGAGGAGGAGGAGGAGCCAGCCAGCAAGGAGGAGCCAAUAGAUGGCCAGGGAGAGGAGACGGAAGGGGAAGAGACGGGGCUUGCAGAGGAAGUGGUCGAGCAAUCAGAGACUGCGGAGAAAAAGGAGGAGGAGCUGGAGUGAGAGGAUUAUCUUUGACGCUUGAAGAUCAGGAAACGGAACAUUUAUCCAAACUCAUACCCUCUCCCAACUAGACUUUCUGACUCAUGUCAGAAAUGAUACCCUAUUCCCCAUGUAGUGCACUAGCUGGCCAAAUAUAGUGCGCUAUACAGGGAUUGGGGUGUUGUUUGAGACGCAGCCCCUGAUAUUUGGUUGCCAGCAAAUCACUUAGACACAACACUGUAGAAGUUUGGAGUAACAUGUGCCUAAAGAAAACAGGGUGGAGUGAGGGAGGGCACGCUGAGGAGGAGGAUGAGGGAGGGGUGGGAUUUGUUUUACACACAUAUUAUAUUGGAUCAGGUUUCCAUUGCAGAAGCCCUCUCCCUGACGAGGUUCCCACACCGCAAUACGGACCCACAGAACACUGACCCCACUGCCAGCCUCAAGACAUAGCCGGCCAUACUAGUGGUCUGCAUCCACCUGUCCUCUCCCACAGAGCCAAGGUGUACAAAGUGGACUGUGCUAAAUAGACAGUACAAACGCUAGCUCCUGAGGACAGUGAGAUGAGAAAGCGGGUAAAAGCUGUGUCCGCUCUGUGUUGGUGCUCAGGGAGCGAGGAGAGGACUGAGGACUGGGGAGAGGAGGGUCAGUGUUGAUACAGAGUGUGCUCACACACACACAAACCCAUCAGAAGAUUUGCUAGCUACCCCAGGAAGAGGGAAUGGGAAGUCUAACAUAGAACCAUGUAGCUCUGAAAAAGCUUUUGUAUUCACUCGAGGAAGAAAAUCCAGAGCAGUGUUUCUUCACAUUCUUCAUCUCUCUAAUUGUUCCAAAUAUACCAUGUUUUCUCUCUUUCUUUCUUUCUUUCUUUCUUUCACUCACUCCACUUUUGUGUCGGUCAUUCAGGCUCUUUUUCCCCCCUCUCACUCCUACACGGUUCCACAGGACUCAGGAACACAGACACACCCCACUGGGCACACACUGGUUGAAUCAAUGUUGUUUCCACUUCGUUUCAAUGAAAUUACGUUGAACCACAGUGAAAUUGGCAUUGAAUUGACAUCUGCCCAAUGGGACACAACACAGACCCCUCAACCUUGUACCCUUUGUCAUUGUUAUGUCAACCAACACAAGUGAUUGUUCUUUCCUUUGUGUUAUUGGUUUGUGGUUAUACUUUCUUAUUUUUUUUUCCCAACAUCAGCUGUAAUAUUUUCUCUCUGUGGCGUUUGUGUUUGGUAAAUAUGGUGUGGGCCUUUCUUAUUUUACGUACCCUGUCUCCUGAUGAUCUGCUCACUACAAAGGGAAUCACUUUGAAUCGGAAUCGCACGGUUUCUUAUAGAGUUAGAGCUUCCUUUUAGUCAGACGCCUAGUUAACUAUUCCAAUGUAAGAUGCUUUUUCUAAGUGCAAUAUGUCUCUCUUCGUAGCUUUUGACCCAGUAGAUGUAUGCAUGUACCACCUCGGUAGAGAAGAAGCAUUCACAUUAGGAUUCGUCUGUGGAUGUCAAUCUGACCAUGACACUGAAAAAGCGAUUCACCUUUUUGAAAGAUUCUCGACAGCCAUCUUCAUUGAUAAACUCUCUCGUAUAACUCUUUUGACGGUACACUGACCUCUAGCCUGUGUUUCAGUCCUCUCUCACAGUGGGAUCUACCACCCAAUACCCUGACAGGAAGUUCAGCCAAGAGAGCCAAUGUCAAAAGUACAUAGAUUCUCUUUCAGUCUCUUGAGCGAGCAUGAUUCCCCAUUAUUCCCCAUAGUGCCGCACUCAGUUCCCUCAGAGAACCAAAGUUAGUCGUAACCAGGCAUUUUCUAUUUAACUCUGGGAAAUCAUCUAUUUCUCCAAUAGGCUGAAAUGAUAACAGAUAACAGACCUUGGGCUCCAAUAGCUUUCAGCGAGUCAAGUGAUCAAAUAAAGUUUCCGAGUGAGCCUUGGAAAGCCUUGAAGGAGAUGUGGAGGAGCCCAGAGGUUCAACCAAGAGAACAAGGUGACAGUUAUACUCCACAUACACUCAGACUGUGCUGCUCUAUAGAACAUGGUGAAUCACGCAAUGGGGCUGAAUGCAAAACAAAAGUAUGACGAAAGAUGAUGCAGUAAAAAAUAUCCAUGCCAAGAAAGACAUGUCUUCUUAGUGUGUGUUUGCUGACUCCCUCAAAGAAGUGAUGUAUUUAUUAACUUCCUGAUAGUUUCAGCAUUUCAGCCAUAGGUCCAACUCGUUGAACUGUAGCUACCCCAUUGUAGCUACCACAUGAUACAUCUACCUGCAGCUAUCCCAUCUCUCCCUAUCCAUUCAGCUCCUAGCCCAGGGCAGCUCCCAUGACAUGAGCAGGCAGAUCAGGCCAAAGCAUGUGUACAUCCCAAAUGGCACCCUACUCCCUAAAUAGUGCACUACUUUUGACCAUAGCCCUA
Molecule: messenger RNA, 6482 nt
Organism: Oncorhynchus gorbuscha (pink salmon)
Lineage: Eukaryota; Metazoa; Chordata; Actinopteri; Salmoniformes; Salmonidae
Gene: pde3a
Product: phosphodiesterase 3A, cGMP-inhibited
Exons: 16
Coding region: 550-4104 (1184 amino acids)
Biological process (GO): oocyte maturation; positive regulation of oocyte development
Cellular component (GO): cytosol
Molecular function (GO): 3',5'-cyclic-AMP phosphodiesterase activity
Source: RefSeq, a predicted model, not a curated record